AUGGAACCCACUUCCGACUUUCGCGCCCCCCUCAACAUCCAACACCUCCUCCGACACCUCAUACCCGAUGACUCCCAAACAAAGUUUCUCGAAGGCUUGCAAAUGGCAUCUGUGAGACUGGGUCGGGAGACGCGGAUAGACGAGCGGGUCACAGCCCUGAUGGAGGCUCAUAUGAACAAGGUGUUCAACCAAUUCAUCAUGCAGGGGUUUUUAGCCCAAUACAAUCCCGAGGGAUCGAACCAGUCCUUUAGGAUGAAUCUUCAGCAAGCCAUCGAGGAAUCAAAUGCUGCGCACCGUGAAGGCAACAACUUUUUUUACGCCGACCCCUCCUCAGAAAAUACCAAGAUCUUCUCCACAGUUUGGGAAAAGGUGCGGUGUCAUCAGCGGUCGAUGGGAGAGUUGAAGCUCGUCACGGGGACGGAUUUGAAACUGUACCGAACGUACGAAGACUGCAUGAUACUCGGAAAAGUCAUUACGCCUGUAAAGUCUGGCUUAUGCCUCAGCUUCCACAUUGAGGACUCUUGCGGCGCUGUUUUCCCCGUCGUCAUCAGAUUCCCCACAGCCGUCCCUCAUUUUUCACUUUCUCUCCCCGAUACCCUCGCCAAACUCUAUCCUAUCGGCGCGAUCUUGGUGAUUAAGUCUCCUCGAACGGGCUAUAUUGGCGGACAGCGAGGCAUCACGGUGGAUAUGCCGUACGAGAUUGAAGAGCUGCACCCGAAUGACCCCUUCUUGGAGGGAGUCAAGUGGCAGGAUGGACUGAAAGGCGAUGCACCGAAAGGGUGGAAAAAGUACAAAGAUGCGGGAAAUGCAGAAAUGAGAAAGAACAACCCCUUGGUCGCCAUCCGGCUCUACUCUCUCGCUUUGUCGGACCCCGAGGUCAAGUCGAGUCCAAGCAAAACCUUCACACUCCUACUCAAUCGUAGUAAAGCCUACAGUACUCUCAACCUACACGGUCACGCCUACCGAGACGCUCAUCGAGCUCAAGCAGUAAUCAAAACCAGCAGUACAACCCUCACCUUGGGAGAACAAGAUCGUCUCCAACUUCAACUCGCCAAAGCAGCCCUUGGUCUGCGACUCUACCAAACUGCUCUCGACGCUUGUGGUGAAGCUUCUUCAGAGGAGGAGAUACGAAAGACUAGGGAAAGGGCGCAGAAGAGGAUGGAAGAGCAAAAGAGUGGCGUAUACGACUGGAUGGCAAUCUUUCGAGAGUCGUUGGGAGGACCGCUGGUGGACAUGGACGUUGGCGACUACGUGUCCCCGGCUGUCAAAGUCUCCCAAGUCCCCGGUUGCGGCCGAGGGCUUAUCGCUACACAAGAUAUCACACCCGGCGAGCUCAUCAUCGUCAGCAAAGCCAUCGCCCCAUCUCGCGCCAAAGUGGAUGCUCCAAACGUCUAUGUCAAUUGCUAUGAUGUCGGUUCGCAGACUCAUGUGCCGCAUGAGACGUACAUGUGGGUUUAUCGAGCGCAGUACAAGCUUCACGAUGAACCUGUUCAGCUUGAAGAUCUUGCGAGCUUUUCUACCGAUAUCCAUCCUUCUCCCCCCGACGAUCGUACCUUUGAUGAAGAAGAAGACGUCCGCGCAGAGUGUAUUUUCGACUCCAUAGGGGAUGGUGAUAUACCCUAUCUACCCCUCAACAAUUUCCGACAGAUUCUCAAGUCCAACUCCUUCUCGGGCUGGUCUCUGCCUCCCAAGGGAGAAGGACUGAAGGGUGUAGACCCGCUGCUGAUGUUGAAGAGAUACCAGGAUCAGGCAGAUCUGCUGCAUGGGAUGCCCGCGUUGCUUAACCAUUCUUGUUUGCCAAACACCACUCGGUGCUGGUAUGGCGACAUGAUGGUCGUGAGGGCCACGAAACACAUCUCCAAAGGCGACGAGCUCACCACAUCCUACGUCGCAUACGAACCCUCCUAUUCCUUCCGACUCUCAGUGUUGACCAAUUGGAAUUUCACCUGCGCUUGUACUCUCUGCCAAGCCGAUAGUAGCCCCCGAGACGAUCCCCAACGGAGGGACCAGAUUAUGGACGCCAACAUGAUACUACUCUUCACCAAUCCUUCUUUGAUCGGUAAACCCGAUCGGACGCAGAAGCAGCAGCAGAGACGCAGGGCAGAGGAUUUGGAGAAGCUUGUUCGAUCGGUAGAGGCGACCUAUUCGAGCGAGAGGGGGCAGGGCACCAAAGGCCACUUGGCAAAGAUUUAUUACAGUAUGGGAAGGAGCUACUUUGUUUCAGGACAGCACCCCGAGGCGGUAAAAGCGCUCAACCACUUUCUCGAAUACGCGGGCGUCACACUUACAACACCGGCACAGGAACGACAAACUGGGAGGAAGGUUCAUGAGAGCCAUUAUCUGGAGGACGAGGUGAUUGUGGGAAUGCUUCUUUUGGCUAGCAUGGAGAGAGUCAAGGCCCUCAUCAGCCACCUGCCUCAGGCGCUCCUCCUUCCUCUCUCCCAAAAAUGCACUACUGGUGCAGCGGGCACUUCUGCGUCCUCUCUCAACCCCGCCCUUCACCACACUCGUAGCGUCGACAAAGCUAGUAGCGCCCCUACCGCUACCCAGUCCGAGACUCCGGUAGCCGGCCCUUCUCUCGGAGACAAAGGCAAAGAGCGCCAAGACGCCAACGCCGACUCUACUGCACAGGCUGCUCCUGUCUCUCCUACCCCGGCUCAGCUGUCCCCGGCGCCCACCACGGGAAACUUCCUUGCCUCAAUCAACAUUACUCCUCUCGGCGACGCUCCUGGGCCUACUCUUCCUCAGACACCGAUCGCCUCUGCUCCACCUGAGCACGCGGCUGCCGAUACUACCCCGGCCCCUACAUUGUUGCUCGCCAGAUUCGCUGAGAUGUUGAAGGCAUCACAGGCCACUGCUCCGCUUCUAGACCCGACCUCCAAGCCUCCUGGCCUCGAGGAUCCAGCCUACCCCGGUACAGCGUCCGCCAACGACACCCCUCCAGCUAAGCCUCUUCCUCCGUACGAUGAGCUUUACGAUGUCUCGUGUCAGCUUAAUCAGCCUAGCGAGGAACGCGACCACCUUUUCGAGGCCCUUCAGCAAGCCCAAGCCGAGCUCGCUCGCAUGCGCACUGCCUGCCUCCCUCAGUUCGGCUGCAGACCCGACUAUACUCUUACUCCUCACAUGUCUCAUCACUCAACUCGACUCAAGCCAUCCGGGCUUCCCAAGCUCAAAGGCACCAGUCACAAGAAAGUUGACCCCUGGAUCGCUCAGAUCUCUGCGCUCCUUUGCAGCGCCACCGUCACCAAGUCUGACGUUAUCUCUUUCCUUCCUCGCGCCUUCAAAGACAGAGCUAUGUCUUGGUAUGUCAAUCUUGGCCCUGCCAAGCAGCUCGCCCUCGUUACUUGGUCAGACUGGCAAGAGGCGAUUCGCCGUCAGUUCUUGCGUGCAAACUACGCCAUGAAAGCCCAGGUCGAGUGUACCCAUCGCCAGCCUCGGUCCUCGUGA
Messenger RNA from Cryptococcus wingfieldii CBS 7118, 3447 nucleotides. RefSeq lists its product as hypothetical. Gene Ontology annotation, molecular function: protein binding. Lineage: Eukaryota; Fungi; Basidiomycota; Tremellomycetes; Tremellales; Cryptococcaceae. The record is from RefSeq and is a predicted model, not a curated record. Bases 1 to 3447 code for a protein of 1148 amino acids. The transcript is spliced from 8 exons.